AAUAAUAUGUAGAUGCGUCGGUAUUAAUUUUAGUUUGACUACAAGGCUAGUUGUAGCACUAAAUAUAAUGCCCUGCAGUUUGCAGAAAUUGACUAGGAAAGAAAGCCCCCAAAAUUGAAACAUGGCUUCAAAGGGCAAGGUCAUCAGUUGCAGAGCUGCUGUAGCGUAUGGUCCAGGGCAGCCCUUGGUGGUAGAACAAGUGCAGGUAGAUCCACCUCAGAAAAUGGAGGUCCGAAUUAAGGUACUCUUUACUUCCAUCUGCCACACGGAUCUCAGUGCUUGGAAAGGCGAGAGUGAAGCUCAACGAGCUUAUCCUCGAAUUCUGGGACAUGAAGCAUCGGGAGUGGUGGAGAGCGUGGGAGAAGGUGUAAUUGACAUGAAAGAGGGAGAUCAAGUCGUAGCGAUUUUCAAUGGUGAAUGCGGAGAGUGCAUAUAUUGUAAAUCAUCAAAGAAAACCAACUUGUGUGGCAAGUUCCGCGUCAAUCCAUUCAAAAGUGUGAUGGAAAGUGACGGAAAAUGCAGGUUCAGGAACAAGGAUGGCAUACCCAUUUAUCAUUUUCUUAAUACUUCAACAUUUACCGAAUACACUGUUGUUGAUUCUGCUUGCUUAGUCAAAAUUGACCCUCAUGCCUCACUUGACAACAUGACUUUGCUUAGCUGCGGCGUAUCCACUGGUCUAGGGGCUGCGUGGAACACGGCUGACGUUCAAACAGGGGAAACGGUGGCAGUCUUUGGAUUAGGAGCUGUUGGUUUGGCCGUUGUUGAAGGGGCACGGACCAGAGGCGCCUCGAAGAUCAUAGGAGUGGAUAUUAACCCUGAAAAACGUAUUAAAGGUGAAGCAAUUGGAAUUACUGACUUCAUCAAUCCCAAAGAAAUCGAUGUGCCCGUCCAUGAGAAAAUAAGGGAAAUGAGUGAGGGGGGCGUGGACUAUAGCUUUGAGUGUGCUGGAAAUAUGCAAGUUCUUCGAGAGGCAUUUUUAUCCACACAUGAUGGAUGGGGCAUGGCAAUCGUUUUAGGAAUUCAUCCGACACCAAAAUUGCUAUCACUCCAUCCAAUGGAACUGUUCGAUGGCAGAAGGAUUGUGGCUUCUGUCUUUGGUGACUUCAAAGGAAAAUCCCAACUCCCUUUUUUAGCUGAACAAUGCAUGGCUGGGGUGGUCAAAGUAGACGAGUUUAUUACUCACAGACUACCAUUUGAGAAGAUCAAUGAAGCUUUUCAACUGCUUCUCGAUGGCAAAUCCUUGAGAUGCCUUCUUCAUCUUUCCUAAUAGUAACAAAUUUAUUAAAGCAAUUCCUCCUAUCCUUUAUUCUAUUAUUCUGCACUUUCAAAUAUCUUGUAUUUACUUUCUACAUGUUUUAUCAAUGGAGUAAAUUUUAUAAAAAUAUAUUUGCAUAA
Messenger RNA from Solanum pennellii, 1395 nucleotides. Its product is annotated as alcohol dehydrogenase-like 3. The record is from RefSeq and is a predicted model, not a curated record. The transcript has 10 exons. Gene Ontology annotation, molecular function: S-(hydroxymethyl)glutathione dehydrogenase [NAD(P)+] activity; zinc ion binding. Gene Ontology annotation, cellular component: cytosol. Gene Ontology annotation, biological process: formaldehyde catabolic process. The coding region runs from base 122 to 1267 and encodes 381 amino acids. NCBI's taxonomy places the organism in Eukaryota, Viridiplantae, Streptophyta, Magnoliopsida, Solanales, Solanaceae.